Molecule: messenger RNA, 2386 nt
Organism: Teleopsis dalmanni
Lineage: Eukaryota; Metazoa; Arthropoda; Insecta; Diptera; Diopsidae
Gene: m
Exons: 7
Coding region: 115-2016 (633 amino acids)
Source: RefSeq, a predicted model, not a curated record
GCACUCCUCCUCAACCGAACGUACAAAAAAAAUUUAUCUCCAAGGAGAACAUAAAUCUUGGAUAAACUAAGUUAAUUUUACUUGUGAUUCAACAACAUAGGAUACAGCUCCAGGAUGUGGAGCCCGCAAAAAGGUCCUACACGACUGUGGGACCUUAGGUUUAGUCAUAUAUUUAUAUUACUUUUAAUGCUUCGUAUUAGUUUAGUUUUAGCUGGUAAUGAAUUGUGGCCCGUUGAGCGGCCGGAAGGUAUGCCAAACAUAGUCUCAUUAGAAGUGAUGUGCGGUAAAGACCACAUGGAUGUCCAUUUAACAUUCUCGCAUCCAUUUGAGGGUAUUGUCAGUUCAAAAGGUCAACAUAGUGACCCGCGUUGUGUUUAUGUGCCUCCAUCGACAGGCAAAACGUUUUUCUCCUUCAGAAUAUCGUACUCACGUUGUGGCACAAAACCAGAUUUACAUGGACAAUUCUAUGAGAAUACGGUUGUGGUCCAAUACGACAAAGAUCUGCUUGAAGUUUGGGAUGAAGCGAAACGUUUACGUUGCGAGUGGUUUAACGAUUAUGAGAAAACAGCCUCAAAGCCACCGAUGGUAAUUGCUGAUUUGGAUGUAAUUCAACUUGAUUUCAGAGGCGAUAAUGUCGACUGCUGGAUGGAAAUACAACAUGGCAAGGGUCCAUGGGCACCUCCAGUAAGCGGAAUUGUUCCACUGGGUUCUACUCUGACGCUUGUUGUGGCCAUUAAUGAUUAUCGCGGUGAGUUUGAUAUGCGAGUUAAAUCGUGUGUUGCUUCAGAUGGUUCCGGUCAUAUAAUCAACCUCUCGGAUGAAUUUGGUUGUGUGCUUAGACCAAAAAUGAUAUCACGUUUCUUGAAAGCACGUGCACCAGAUGAGCGAGCAACUGUUAUAACCUAUGCAUUUUUCCAUGCGUUCAAAUUCCCUGAUGCUCUGAGUGUUCACAUCAAAUGUAAAGUCGAAAUUUGUCGCCAUGGCUGCCUUGAUCAUUGCCAACUAACUGGUAAUGUAAACGAACGAAAAGACGUUUUAAUAAAUGAUGCCAUUAGCAAUCAGAAUGACUUGAUACCAGAGGAAGCUACACAUCAAAUGGCUGCACCAGAAGGAGGUGCUAGUGAUCAUGAUAUAUUUUAUGAUGACAUCAUACAUAAUCGCAAGCAACUCUCUUCUAUAAACAGUGGUAUUGCAAAUAUACUUGAUCAAUUUAAUGUGCAUGAGAAAAAUGCAAAUUUGCAACCACGCCCAGUCCAUGAGGACACUGAAGAAGCUGACUUAGAUACACUAUUUGGCGAUGAUGAACUUGCUGAUUUGGAUGAAGCUCAAUAUAUGGAAUUGAAAAAGAGUGGCAAAUUCCCACAUGGUCCCAGAUUUUUCGAAGCACAAAAACGCAUAGGAGUACCGAUGGCUGGACCACGUUCACUCGAACCCAAGUCCGAAGAUGAUAUACCUCGACCAAUAUAUCAACCAGAAACAACAGAGUUUAAACACUUACCAGAAGAACUUAUAAAUGAAAACAAACUAAACAAAACAAAUAAAAUAGCAGAAAGCCAGCAACAUGUCCAGCAAACAAGGCGUCGUAGAUCAGUAAUUAUUUCGGACAGAAAAGCACGUAGCGCUGAUGUUGGUGUGAGUGGUCUAUAUGAUGUUAUAUCUGAAGCUGAUCUUGCAUUUUCGCCAGAUUCAAAACAAGAAGCAGUUACAGUAUUUCAAGGCAAAAUAAGUGAAGAAGUAGUGUAUGGAAUUUGUAUGCCCGUACCUGGAUUCAGCAUUCUUUUUAUAGUUGUUAUAUCAGCUACGAUAGUCUCAGCCUUGAUUGCUGGCUCAUUGUUGUAUCGCUACCAAUUACAAAAGGAAGCGUUAGAAAAGCAAACGCCAAUUCCUGUCCCUGGUACAUUUGCGUCAUGGAUGACUUUGCGACUUUUCCGCAUGCGACAUAUGCAAAACCAACAAAACCAACAACAACAGGAACAACAGAGACAGCAGGCAUUGCCACACGAGACGGUGCAAUAACUAUCUAUAUCUCAUAAAAUAUCGAAUACAAAGAAAUUAUGACUCAAAAUUGUUGACUGAUACAAAUUUUUUUAAUAUUAAAACUCCCACACUUUUUAUGAGCUAUUUUUUUAAUUGGGUGUAAUGAGCGCGUUACAUACUACAACUCUCGGUGCUUUAAUUGGGGUGCGUUUAAUUCUAAUUACAGAAAAGGACUUCAUAAGAGGUUUUAAAACUGUUAGAGUUCACAGUUAGUCUUAUUUUUACUUUUAAGCUUCGCUAAAUCAAAUUAGGUUCAAAUAAUAUUUAUGAGAAAAAAUAUUUUCAAUAAAGAACAAAUAUUUUUAAUGGGUUUAAAAAUGUAUAUUGACAUAUAUUGCAAAUUACUACC